AUGCGGUCUCUUUUCAUUGCUACUUUCGCCACUCUGGCUGCUGCGCAGAGCACUCCGUGGCCUUCCUUCGGCAACUGGACUGAAACCGCUGGUGGCUACGACUUCACCCUGUCAGGUCCCGCAAAGCUUGGCACCAAGGCCGAGUUCGAGCUGGACAGAUGUCACUACGUCUGGAACUUACUCAACGAGCGCACAAACUGCGACGAAAGGGCCCCGAGUGAUGCCACCGAGUGCAUGGACCAGCUCUUCCAGCGCAAGACUGAAAUCGGCGACCAAGGAUUCCUGGACAUCUUCGAGAGAGAGAUCAUUGAAGCCAGGCAGUUCUGGUACGAGGUGAACGACAAGUCCGAGCUGGACAAGCCAGAGACCUGGAAGGCCGUCGAAGCGCGCGCGGUCGUGUCCUUACCCAACAUCACUGCCUGGGCCUUCUCGGCGUGGUCGUCGUCGCCCAGAGCCGACGCGGCCAACAACAGGGAGAACGCGGAGCACUACUUCAAGCACUCGGACUUCACCACCGGCAGCGGCGUCUCGCGCAUUCUCGAGGGGUGGGGCGGCACGAUCACCAACUUCACGAUUCCCAACUACAGCGCUGCGCUGUGUGCUGAGAGAGCCAUGGUUCGGCCGCUGCCGGAGUUUUUGAUCAAGGCGUGUGGCGACAAGAAUCUGGUUGACGGCAAGGAUACCAACUUUGGCGUGCUCAAUAUCGCGGCACGGGAUGUUGAUGGUGCGUCGUUUGGACAGCCUGGGAAGAAGGGCAUCGACAUUUACGCGUCCAUUUGGUAUGGCGGCGCGAUUUCCGAGGAGCACCUUGAGGCGGAGCGGCAGCAUGUGAUCAUUGAGAUUGUAAACAUGAGUCUGAAGGCGCAACAGGAUAUCGAGACUGGCACGUUCACGGUUCCUGCGCCACCGACAUCGUAA
Messenger RNA from Colletotrichum chrysophilum, 918 nucleotides. RefSeq lists its product as uncharacterized. The coding region runs from base 1 to 918 and encodes 305 amino acids. The transcript has a single exon. NCBI's taxonomy places the organism in Eukaryota, Fungi, Ascomycota, Sordariomycetes, Glomerellales, Glomerellaceae. The record is from RefSeq and is a predicted model, not a curated record.